Colossoma macropomum (tambaqui) is the source of this 1973-nucleotide messenger RNA. RefSeq names its product NOP56 ribonucleoprotein homolog (gene nop56). Bases 95 to 1801 code for a protein of 568 amino acids. Gene Ontology annotation, cellular component: box C/D methylation guide snoRNP complex; small-subunit processome. NCBI's taxonomy places the organism in Eukaryota, Metazoa, Chordata, Actinopteri, Characiformes, Serrasalmidae. The record is from RefSeq and is a predicted model, not a curated record. Gene Ontology annotation, molecular function: snoRNA binding. The transcript is spliced from 12 exons.
GGUCAGCAGCGCUUCAUGGCCUGUCGCUGUGAGCACAGCCGCCUUCUUUCUGCAGGAGCUUCUGGAGAGAGAGCAGCGGAGCACACAGCGCAUCAUGGUGCUCUUACACGUGCUGUUUGAGCAUGCGGCUGGCUAUGCCCUAUUUGCCGUCAAAGAGGUGGAAGAGAUUGGCAUGCUUUUGCCACAGGUUGAGGAAAGUGUCUUAAACGUUGGGAAAUUCAACAGUGUUGUUAAACUGGCAGCUUUUUUCCCCUUCAAGUCUGCACAGGCUGCACUUGAAAACAUAAAUGCAAUUUCAGAAGGAGUCGUCCAUGCAGAUCUUAAGCUGUUUUUGGAAACUAACUUGCCUUCUGGGGGCAAAAAGAAGGCCCUUCUAGGAGUGGCUGAUGGCAAGAUUGGUGCAGCACUGCAGGAGGAGUUGGGACUGUCUAUCCAGACUGGAGGAGUGGUGGCAGAAAUACUCAGAGGUGUGCGUCUGCACUUUCAUUCCCUGGUGAAGGGCCUCACAGCUCAGGCAGCCUCCAAAGCCCAGCUUGGUCUGGGUCACAGUUACUCUAGAGCCAAGGUCAAGUUCAACGUCAACAGAGCAGAUAACAUGAUCAUCCAGUCCAUCGCCCUUCUCGAUCAGCUAGACAAGGACAUCAACACGUUCUCCAUGCGCGUGCGUGAGUGGUAUGGCUACCACUUCCCAGAGCUGAUUAAAAUUGUCAGUGACAAUUCAACAUAUUGCAAGCUGGCCAAGUUGAUUGGCAACAGAAAGGAGCUGAGUGAAGAGAGCUUGGAGGCUCUGGAGGAGGUCACCAUGGACGGUGCUAAGGCACAGGCCAUCCUAGAGGCCUCUCGCAGUUCCAUGGGUAUGGACAUCUCCCCUAUUGACCUGAUCAACAUUGAGAGCUUCUCCAGCAGAGUUGUGUCCCUCACUGCUUACAGACAAGAACUGCAGGAGUACUUGCGCUCCAAAAUGGGCCAAGUGGCCCCCAAUCUAGCAGCCCUCAUUGGAGAAGUGGUUGGUGCUCGUCUUAUUUCCCACGCUGGCAGCUUGACUAACCUGGCCAAGUACCCGGCCUCCACAGUGCAGAUCCUGGGAGCGGAGAAGGCCCUGUUCAGGGCGCUGAAGACCAGAGGGAAUACGCCAAAGUACGGCCUUAUCUUCCAUUCCACGUUCAUCGGCCGCGCAGCCGCCAAGAACAAGGGCCGUAUCUCCCGUUACCUUGCUAACAAGUGCACCAUUGCCUCCCGGAUUGACUGCUUCUCAGAGGUUCCAACGAGUGUUUUUGGAGAUAAACUCCGUGACCAGGUGGAAGAGCGUCUAUCUUUCUAUGAGACCGGCGAGACGCCAAGGAAGAACCUGGAUGUGAUGAAAGAGGCAGUGGCAGAGGCGAGUGAAGUGGCAGCAGAGAUCAAGCGCAAACUUGAUAAGAAAGAGAAGAAGAAAAAGAAGCGUGAAAAGAGGAGACUAGAGGCUUUGUCCACAGCUGAAGGAGAGGAGGAGGAAGUUGAGGUCAAGAAGGUCAAAUCCAAUGGAGAUGCUGAAGCCCAUGAGAACGGAGAGGGUGAGGCGACAGGUGUGAAGAAGAAAAAGAAAAAGAAGGCAGCCGCCGAGGACGUAGAAGUGAAGGAGGAGGAGGAAGAGGUCAUGACGAACGGUGUGGACGAGGCAGCUCCGGCUAAAAAGAAAAAGAAGAGAAAGAUUGAGGCAGUUCAGCCUGAGGUUAAGGAAGAAGAGCCCGAGGUGAAGGAAGAGCCUGAACAGACUGAGAAGAAAAAGAAGAAAAAGAAAAAGAAGGCAGAGGAUGAAUAAGAUGAUCCGUCCUGUCUUUCAAUACUGAACUGUUUUUUUGUAUUAAAUACUGUACAGCUUUUUUUUUUGACUAUGAAUGCCCUGAUAGUAUGGAUGAUGUAUGGCAAGAAUGUGAGAGGAACCUUGGUGUCCUCAGUUUAUAAAGCUCAAAAGGAGCAUUUAACAGAACAUU